Molecule: messenger RNA, 1404 nt
Organism: Poeciliopsis prolifica (blackstripe livebearer)
Lineage: Eukaryota; Metazoa; Chordata; Actinopteri; Cyprinodontiformes; Poeciliidae
Product: calnexin-like
Exons: 5
Coding region: 77-436 (119 amino acids)
Source: RefSeq, a predicted model, not a curated record
ACGGCUUUGAUCAGAGUCUGCAAGGUAUGAGGAAGUGACUUCAGGAGACAGAGAGCACUGCCCAGGUUGAAAAGCAAUGCAGAUAAUAUCUCUGGUGCUGGGUGUGAUGCUGGUGUCUGCAGUGUCUGCUGCAGGGCAGCCUGGUUUCUUGGAGUCCGUCAUGCUGUCCAUCGAGCAGCGUCCCUGGCUCAUGGGCGUCUAUGUCUUCAUCGUUGGACUUCCCCUCGUUCUCUUCGUCAGUUUCAUGUGGCCUGACAAGAGGUUCGGCCCACCCAACCAACCGUAUUACUACAAGAAAACGGAUGAUGUCCAACCAGACGACCCUGAGGUCUCCCCGCUGGGAAAAUCAGCAAAAACCAAAAGAUCGCAGACCAGUGAACAGAGCUCCGCAGAGGAAACAACAUCAACUCACAAGAGAUUGCUGAGCAAACAGUAAUGCUCUCAGUGUGACUAACCUGACUGUUAUGAUAAAACUGCUGCUGGGGCUGGAGCAGUGCAGUCAGGACUCAGUCAUGUAUAAGUGAAGCUUCUGACUGUAAUCAGGACCAAUUAGAAGCUGCUCUGAAUCUCGCAUGCUGAUUCCCAAAGGGCGUUAGUAGAUUUGCGACUUACAUUUCUUUUCGUAAUCGAUUAAGCUGUCGAUUUUUCUGACGCAUUUUUCUAAAUUAAAAAAAUAUUUGAUUGCCUAAACUGCAAAAACUGAAUUACUUUUUUAUUAACAUUUGUAGUUAAAAAGAAAACCAUCAACAUGUGAAAAGCUGGGCUCAACUUAACAUCAAUAGAGUAUUAAGUUAAUCUGGUGACUAUUUUUGGGCUCACUGAGUAAUAACUGAACAGAAAAAGGAGCUAACUAUCUAUUUUAACAGUUUUGACCCAGUUACUGCCCUGAGUCUGUUGAUUUUUGUUGUUAGUACGUAGUUAGCAAUUAAUCGAUGACUCAACUUGAUAAUAAUCGAUUAAUCACAAUUAAUUUGUUUAAUUGUUUCAGCCCUAGACGUGACCACGACGUAUGCCGUCUGAUUGCUAAAUCUGAAUAAUAUCCAACAUGCUGUUUUCCUCAUUAAAAUGUAAAUAAAAACACAUGGAUGUGAGUUUUCAAAGUUAAUUAUACAGUUACAUAUUUUAUUUUAUCUUUGGAAAGAUAAACAUCUCAUUUCCUGUCAGAAACAUGUGUGCUGAUUGAGUAAAAAUACCAUUUUUAUACAUCAUAAAUGAAUAAUUCUUAGGCUAGUUGCAGUUUUUCAAACACACAUUUCGAUUCACCAGUCUAAAUUCACCUUCAGGAUUAACAUUACAAAUUUUCAUUAAUCACAAAAGAAGCCAAGAUGUUUUCUGUAUCAGAUGCUACGUUCUAUUUUGUAAUACUUGUUUCAUGCAAUAAAAUGCUAAUUAUUUUCAAAAUCA